CCCGAACUCUCAUCGAAUCCCCCGAGAGAUCUUCCCCUCCCUCUUGCAUUUCGAGUCUACCCAAGUCGAGCAACCCCGGACAUCCGGAGAAGUAACCAUCUCAUUAUUCGUACCAUUAACGUGCCACACCCCCUCGUUCUUGUCUUGUUACUCCCUUUGGGAUUGUCCCAUCUCCCGCGUUGUCUCGCGGUCCCUCUUCUGUCGUCUCUAAGUUAUUACAGUCCGCCUACCCUCCAUCCUCGUUUACCUAACCCGCACGGCUCUUUGGUCUUUUACACGCUUUUAAUACCACUUAAACUCUCUGCCUUUUCUCCUACCUGGUUCAACAACACAACAUCAACCCGAUCUUUGUUGAUCCUACAACAACAAUUGUACUAUCGAAACAACACAUACACACUUUACCUUACACACACACACAUUCAAGAUGACUAGAGUCACGUCCAUGGCAAAGUUUACCCGCUUGACGGCCAGCCCUUCAGUCGUUAGGCCUACCAGCAUGGCUUCUGGAGCUUCCAAGGCAUCUGCCUCCCUUGCACACGAGCUGAGCGCCGACGGCAGGAGUAGUGAUCACGAGAGCUCACGCCGUGGAAUGAUGACAACCCAUGGCCCAGCCCGCGUCCAGCCAAACCCCAACCGCACCAUCCCCCUCAUGCAGUCCUUCUUCCACAGCAGUCCAUCCCAGGGCGCCAGCCUCGCGACGGCGAGGUCAGGGCCCUCGACCCUGGACUUCACCGUGCUGCCCAACAUGUCCACCGCCAUGCCGGACCUGUUCAGUGCCGUCCCGCGCGUCCCCCUGCUGCCGGACAAUUUCAGUCCCAACAGGUCGGCGGCCCUGUUCCCAGCAGAGGUGCCCGAUGCGCCCCUCCCCGCGCCAGAGAUCAGCGUCAUCGCCCAGCACCCGGACAAGGUCUUCUCUGCCCUGACCGAGGUCGAGGGCAUCGGCAUCGACGGCAUCGAGCUCAAGUUUGUGCACGAGCCCGUGGCUUCCAAGUCGUCCGAGGGAGGGUCCAUGAUUAGGAAUGUCUGGGCUGGCCUUUGAGAAAAAAAUGAGGCGCGGAGACUUUUUCUUUGUCCUUGUCCCUCAACUGUCUUUUCUUCUUUGUGGCAAAUGCGUGGAAAUGCAUUAGCAAAUUCACCGAUUGAAAAAAGCAAAUUUCUCAUCGUUCAUGCAGCGGCGGGUACCUUUUUGUGGCUUGGGGCUUAUACCAAUGGUUUUUGAUGUGUGAUGAGGUUGCGGUUCUUUUUGUUUCUUUGGUCAUUCUCUGGAGACCGCUCAUGUUCUUUUUAUGUUCUUGCCCAAAAAGGGGCUCUCUGAUAGGUUUUUGUAAUUCCACAUCAAACUCAACGCAGUUUCAUGGUGCUCAAUUUCAGCGCUUCUUUUAUCAUAUUCUUUUUUUUAAAUAUUUGAUCUAUCUACUGGAAUGGUAGUAUAACAUUCCUCAAGUGCUAUAAACAAACAGCCAGCAACAAUUUUGCCAGCUUGAGCUAUCGUGCCC
Messenger RNA from Pyricularia oryzae 70-15, 1496 nucleotides. RefSeq lists its product as uncharacterized. NCBI's taxonomy places the organism in Eukaryota, Fungi, Ascomycota, Sordariomycetes, Magnaporthales, Pyriculariaceae. Bases 425 to 1039 code for a protein of 204 amino acids. The transcript is spliced from 2 exons. The record is from RefSeq and is a predicted model, not a curated record.